Molecule: messenger RNA, 2019 nt
Organism: Didymodactylos carnosus
Lineage: Eukaryota; Metazoa; Rotifera; Eurotatoria; Philodinida; Philodinidae
Source: the annotation of a GenBank genome assembly
AUGUUGGAGUUUCGAGGGCGGGCAGACAUUGCUGACUUAUCUAUUGGUAAUGAGCAGCAUCAACUUGUUCAUCAUCCUGAAACAACAGCUGUUGUCAAAGAAGAACGUAAAAAAUAUUCAAUUCAUGAUGUACCACGUUUACCACGUGAAUUGACACCAUUUUGUCCUCAUUCACCAGUAUAUGAAUUGGAACAACGUGGACCAUUAUACUUGGGCCCAGGACAUAAACGUGAUACUGGAAAAUAUAAAAUACGUUCGGCAGAUGAUGAAAAUGUAAAACGAGCGAAAAAGCUUGCCAUGGAACAAAGUGUCAAAUAUGUCCUCAUGAAACAACAGCAGCAACAACAAAGACAACAACUAGAUUUAAUCAAAAAACAACAAGCAUUGUUAUUAAUGUGCCGAGUAUACAUUGGUAGUAUUAAUUUUGAAUUAAAUGAACAAAUGUUAAAACAAGCAUUUCAACCGUUUGGUCCUGUUAAAAGUGUUAGUUUAACGUUCGAUCCUGUGACAAAUCGACAUAAAGGUUUUGCAUUUCUUGAAUACGAAUUACCUGAAGCAGCACAACUGGCGAUUGAACAAAUGAAUGGCGUUAUACUCGGCGGAAGAAAUAUUAAAGUUGGCCGACCAUCAAACAUGCCACAAGCUCAGCCAAUUAUCGAUCAAUUAACAGAAGAAGCUAAAAAUUAUAAUCGAAUCUAUGUUGCAUCGAUACAUGCAGAAUUAACCGAACCAGAUAUACAAAGUGUUUUUGAAGCAUUUGGUAAAAUCAGAACAGCUGCAUUAGCAAAAGAUCCACAAACGGGAAAACAUAAAGGCUAUGGUUUUAUUGAAUAUGAUUCUAUUCAAGCAGCACAGGAUGCUAUUAAUUCUAUGAAUUUAUUUGAUUUAGGAGGUCAAUAUUUACGUGUAGGAAAAGCCAUAACACCUCCUGAAGGAUUAUUUGCAUCGGCACAACCUGUUACAAGUCAAAUGCCGUCAGCUACGGCAUUAGCAGCAGCUACCAUAACAGCACAAAUGCAAGCAAAUGAUGUUGAAACAAAUCCAGUAUCUACUGUCACAGCAAUGAAUGCAGCCACAGUAAUGUCACAAGUUGUUAAUAAUCCUUUGGCACAAGCGGCAGCUGGUUUCUUAGGAACAAUCGCUCCAACGACGGUUGCAGCAGCUUUAUCAGCAGCAUCUCUUCAAGGAAGUUCGGCUGCCACAUCUAUCAUAUCAUCCAUGCUCAAUUCAACAUAUUCUUCUAGUAGUUUUAUGUCCAUGCCAGGAAGUCAACCAUCUACAGUGAUGUCGAAUGCAAUAGUCAAUCAGCAAAAUUUUGGUCCAUCGAAGCAACAACAAAAUGAAUCUGUACCUGUCCAACAACAAAAUUUUGAUCCAUCUCUUACACAACAGCAAUCAAUCACGCAACAAAGUACAUCACCACAACCUUCACAGCUUCCACCACCUCCUCCACCGGUUCCUCAAUCGGUACCACCAGUAAGUAAAUUUGAACCAGUUAAACAAGAACAACAACCGCUUCAUGUGGCCAAAUUCUCGUUGAAAUCUGAAUCGUUAACUACUGAACGAAAACUCGAAUUGACCGAUGGACAAAAAAUUCUAUUAGGAAUGAAUAAUGCUGAUGAUCCAACAGCUACAUUAUCUCAACAAGAAGAUUUAACAUUGAAAGGUCGUGAACAACGCCAUUUACUUAUGCAAAAAUUAAAUCAACGAAGACUAGAAUCACGUGUAUGUGUAUUGAAAAAUAUGGUAUCUCCUGAAGAUGUUGACGAUGAUUUACAACAAGAAAUAACCGAAGAAUGCAGUAAAUACGGUGAUGUGAAUCGUGUUGUUAUUUAUAAUGAACAACAAGGCGAAGAAGAUGAUGCUGAUCAAAUUGUUAAAAUAUUUGUAGAAUUUUGCUACAGUAAACAAGCAGAAAAGGCAGCGGAAUCAUUAAAUGGAAGAUGGUUUGGUGGCCGAAUGAUAAAAGCUGAGGUAUAUGAUCAAGCCGCAUAUGAAGCAGAAGAUUUAUCUGGAUAA